Messenger RNA from Plectropomus leopardus (leopard coralgrouper), 489 nucleotides. The record is from RefSeq and is a predicted model, not a curated record. Lineage: Eukaryota; Metazoa; Chordata; Actinopteri; Perciformes; Serranidae.
AUGGCAUCAAGUCUUCUUGUCAUUGUGGUCCUCUGUUUGACCAUUGAACUGUGGACUGGAGUGAAUGCGACAUGUGACCCAGACUGCUGUGAAGUUUGCCCUGAUGGUUGGGCUGCAUUUGACAAAAAGUGCUACCAGUUCCACAUGGACCACAAGACCUGGGGAGAAGCAGAGCAUUUCUGCACCACUAUCGGUGGAAAUCUGCCUUCCAUCCAUAGUGACUUUGAGUACCAAGUCCUCAGAGCGGGGAUUCUCAGAGCGAGCGGCGCACAUACAAACAUUUGGGUUGGAGGCUACGAUGCAACGCAUGAGGGUAUUUGGCUGUGGAGCGAUGGCACAAAGUUUGACUUCAACGGCUGGGGCAAAGGGGAGCCCAACAACAGCGGCGGAGAACAUUGCAUGGAGAUGAACUUUAAUGGACAGGACAUUAUCAACGACAUGAGGUGUGACAGGAAGAAAGCUUUUGUUUGUGUCACAUACCCACAAUAA